Cladophialophora yegresii CBS 114405 is the source of this 423-nucleotide messenger RNA. RefSeq lists its product as uncharacterized. The transcript has 3 exons. The record is from RefSeq and is a predicted model, not a curated record. Bases 1 to 423 code for a protein of 140 amino acids. Lineage: Eukaryota; Fungi; Ascomycota; Eurotiomycetes; Chaetothyriales; Herpotrichiellaceae.
AUGGCCGAAACCUGGAAUCCGCCAAAGGACGGCACCCCAUGCUGGAUCAAUGUCCUGGCAACCGAUGUCCAACGAGCCAAGGCUUUUUAUAGCACUGUGUUCGACUGGCGCUUUCACAGGGCUUCGACAGCCGAUGGGCACACCCUCGAUCCAACGGAGAUCGCCAUGUUCGAAGUACCCGGCCAGGCAUGCCCUGGUGGUGGAAUAACCCGAGUCAGCGAAUCUGAGUGGACUGGCUCGCACGGUAAAGGAGGAGUAGUUCUGUAUCUGUAUGUGGAUGACAUCAACGCGUAUGGAAAGAAAGUCGUGGAAGCAGGUGGCAAAAAGAUGACAGAAAUCAUGCCAGAAGGUGACAGGGCCGUGAUGCAGCACUUUGAGGACACAGAGGGCAAUUACCUUGGGAUUUAUAGCAUGAAGAAGUAG